Rhodotorula toruloides NP11 is the source of this 3294-nucleotide messenger RNA. Its product is annotated as valyl-tRNA synthetase. Gene Ontology annotation, molecular function: ATP binding; valine-tRNA ligase activity; aminoacyl-tRNA deacylase activity. Lineage: Eukaryota; Fungi; Basidiomycota; Microbotryomycetes; Sporidiobolales; Sporidiobolaceae. The transcript is spliced from 12 exons. The record is from RefSeq and is a predicted model, not a curated record. Gene Ontology annotation, biological process: valyl-tRNA aminoacylation. Gene Ontology annotation, cellular component: cytosol. The coding region runs from base 1 to 3294 and encodes 1097 amino acids.
AUGUCGACCACUCCCGCUCCCGCAGCCUCGCCGGUUCCCGUUGCGACCGAGCAGAACACCCAGCAGCCCGCAGGAGACGUCCCGCUCGACGCCAACGGCCAGCCGCUGACCAAGUCGGCGUUGAAGCGCCUCCAGAAGGAAAGGGACCUCGCGGCGAAGAAGGCGCUCAAGCAGGCGCAGAACCAGGGCAAGCCUGCUCCGGCGGCGCAGGCGGGCGAGGGGAAGAAGAAGGAGAAGCCCGCGAAGAAGGAGGAGGUUGUCGAGGAGCCCCCGUACGGCGAGACCCAGGAUGGCGACAAGAAGGACCUCUCGCGCCCCAUGGCCGCCGGCUACAACCCCGACCACGUUGAGAAGUCAUGGUACUCAUGGUGGCGCUCGCACAACUUCUUCGUCCCCGCCAUCCCCUCUUCGUCGCCCUCCGAGUUCUCCCACUUCGAUGCCAACCCGCAGUUUGUCCCGCGGGAAGGCAGUGGUGAUGUCGACUGGAGCAAGAUCGACCCCGAGAAGACGUUCGUCAUUCCUGCGCCCCCGCCCAAUGUCACAGGCAGCCUGCACAUCGGACACGCCCUCGCUUUCGGUUUGCAGGACACCCUCAUUCGCUGGCACCGCAUGCGCGGCUACACCACCCUCUUCGUCCCCGGCUACGACCACGCUGGUAUCUCGACUCAGUCGGUCGUCGAGAAGCGCCUCGCCAAGCUCGAGGGUCUCUCGCGACACGAUCUCGGGCGCGAGAAGUUCCUUGAGCGGUGUAUGGCAUGGAAGGAAGAGUACCAGACGCGCAUCACGAACCAGAUCUGCCGCCUCGGUGUCUCGUGCGACUGGGACCGCGUCGCGUUCACCAUGAACCCUCAGCUGUCGAAGGCUGUCGCCGAGACCUUCGUCCGCCUGCACGACGACGGCAUCAUUUACCGCGCGAACCGCCUCGUCAACUGGUGUGUUGCGAUGAACACGACGCUGUCAAACUUGGAGGUCGACCAAAAAGUCCUCACGGGCCGCACCCAGCUUCCUGUCCCCGGAUACGACCCGAAGGAGAAGUUCGAGUUCGGAGUCAUCACCUCGUUCGCCUACCCUCUCGAGGGCUCCGACGAGAAGAUUGUCAUCGCCACGACUCGUCCGGAGACGCUGCUUGGUGACACUGCGAUUGCCGUCCACCCGGACGAUGAGCGGUACAAGCACCUCCACGGCAAGUACGCCCUCCACCCCUUCCUCGACCGCCGCCUCCCCAUCAUCACCGACUCGAUCGCCGUCGACAUGUCGUUCGGUACCGGUGCCGUCAAGAUGACACCCGCGCACGACCCGAACGACUACGAAGUCGGCAUGCGCCACAAGCUCGACUUCAUCAACAUCCUCAACGACGACGGCACGCUCAACGCCAACGCCGGACCAGAGUUCGAGGGCAUGAAGCGCUUCCACGCGAGGAAGAAGGUUGUCGAGGAGAUGAAGAAGAAGGGGCUCUAUGUCGGCGACGCGGAGAACCCGAUGAGCAUCCCGGUCUGCUCGAAGAGCGGCGACUUCAUCGAGUCGGUCAUGAAGCCGCAGUGGUGGGUCAGCUGCAAGGCGUUGGCGGACAAGGCUAUUGAGCGAACCAAGGCUGGCGAGCUCAAGAUCCGCCCCGCCGCGUCCGAAGGCGACUGGUACCGCUGGCUCGAGGGCAUCCAGGACUGGUGCAUCUCGCGCCAGCUCUGGUGGGGUCACCGUGCGCCGGCAUACUUUGUUAACCUCGAGGGAGAGGCUGCCGACCGCAUGAACAACGACUUCUGGGUUUCCGGCCGCGACCGCGCCGAGGCCGAGUCUCGCGCUGCGGCCAAGUUCCCCAACAAGCAGUUCACGCUCGAGCAGGACGACGACGUUCUCGACACCUGGUUCUCGUCAGGUCUCUGGCCGUUCUCGAUCCAGGGCUGGCCCGAUAAGACCCCCGACCUCGAGCACUUCUACCCUUCGUCGCUCCUCGAGACUGGCUGGGACAUCCUCUUCUUCUGGGUCGCACGCAUGGUCCUCCUCGGCAUCUACCUUACCGGCCAGGUCCCUUUCUCCGAGGUUUUCUGCCACGCCAUGAUCCGCGACGCGCACGGUCGCAAGAUGUCCAAGUCGCUCGGCAACGUCAUCGACCCCAUCGAUGUCAUCGAGGGCGCGUCGCUCGAUGCACUCCACGCCCAGCUCCGGACGGGCAACCUCGCCGCGAAGGAGGUCGAGCUCGCCGAGAAGGGACAGAAGAAGGACUUCCCGAACGGCAUUCCCCAGUGCGGUACCGACGCCCUCCGUUUCGCCUUGGCCAACUACUCGUCGACCGGCCGCGACAUCAACCUCGAGAUCUUGCGUGUCGAGGGUUACCGCAAGUUCUGCAACAAGCUCUGGAACGCUACCAAGUUUGCGAUGCUCAAGCUCGAGGGCGACUUUGUCCCGCCUCAGUCGGAGAAGCCUACCGGUCAGGAGUCGCUCGCCGAGAAGUGGAUCCUCCACAAGCUCAACCUCGCUACCGGGAAGGCCAACGCCGCCUUGCACGAGCGCAACUUCAUGUCGGCAACCUCGGAUGCCUACGCGUUCUGGCUCUACGAGAUCUGCGACGUCUACAUCGAGGCGAUCAAGCUCAUCACCGAUCCCGCCGCGAAGGACGUUGACGCCCGCCGCUCUGCCCAAAACACCCUCUACACCGUUCUCGACAACGGUCUCCGCCUCCUCCACCCCUUCAUGCCCUUCGUUACCGAGGAGCUCUGGCAGCGCCUCCCUCGCCGACCGACCGACCAGACGCAGUCGAUCAUGCUCGCCAAGUUCCCCGAAGCGUCCGCCGACCGCGAGUUCUCGGACGCGGAGAAGGAGUUCGACCUCGCUUUCAACGCCGUCCGCGCGAUCCGCAGCAUGGCGACGAGCUACAACCUCAACUCGAAGCUUCAGGUCUUCCUCCUCGCCCGAAACGCCGACUACGCCGCAACGCUCCGCAAGUCGACUGACGCCAUCUCGGUCCUCAUCAAGGGCUGCACGUCGUUCACCAUCGUCGAGAAGGAGGACGAGCUGCCUGAGGGCUGUGUUGGCGAGCUCGUUAGCCAGGACCUGACCGCCUACUUGCUGCUCAAGGGUGUUAUCGACGCUAACGCCGAGAUCGCCAAGUCGGAGAAGCGUCUCACUUUCGCCCAGGGCGCCCUCCAGAAGCUCGAGGCGCAGCGGUCGGCGCCCAACUACGCGCAGACCCGACCAGAGAACGUCCAGGCGCGCGAGGCGGCCAAGGUCGACGAGUGGAAGACGGAGAUUGACGCGCUCGAAAAGGCGAUCGCCAAGUUCGAGAAGCUGAGGGUCUAG